This is a messenger RNA of Sitodiplosis mosellana (orange wheat blossom midge), 3602 nucleotides long. It is a transcript of the gene pins, whose product is annotated as G-protein-signaling modulator 2. Lineage: Eukaryota; Metazoa; Arthropoda; Insecta; Diptera; Cecidomyiidae. The transcript is spliced from 7 exons. The record is from RefSeq and is a predicted model, not a curated record. The coding region runs from base 959 to 3055 and encodes 698 amino acids. Gene Ontology annotation, molecular function: GTPase regulator activity; protein binding.
AGUUUGAAUCGUUUGAGAAACAACACACGUUUGAAUGUGAGCACACAUUCACAACCAUACCACCGCAUUGGGGUUCAGUCUCAUGCUUCGUUUCGCUCACUUACACACUCAGCGAUGUAACCAGCACUGUUGUUGUCUCGUUCUAAAUACGUUAAAAAUAAAAAAAAACAGUGGCCAUAUUGACUGUGUGUGCGACUGUGUAUUAGAGUGAUUUGUUUGGAUGAUGCGUAUGUUUACAGGCCGAAUAGAGAGAGAGAAAAAUAGCUGGUUCUUUUUUUUUGUGUAUCGGUUAGUGUAUGGUUUUUUUUUCGUGUGUUGUUUCUGUGAAAGAAAAAGAUUCAUCACUGGAGAAAUAAAAUGCAGCAGCACUAGCAGCACGAUACGGAUUUUUACACUGACAUAAAGCCAACCCAGCAAACAUUAAAAUUCAAGCGAAAUGCUUGACGAACAGAAAAAAUAAAACGAAAUAAUGUGAAAAUGUUUUGUUAAAAGUGAAUAAUCGAAGAGAAAAAAACGAAUAUAAAAACAACAACGGCGAAGAAGCGAGAGAAUUCAACAGACGAAUAGUUCUCAAUUGCAAUUAGCGAUUGGGCAUGGAUUUGGAUCUGAAAAGUGCAUCGUCUUUGUUGUUUGUGGCUGGCGUUUGUGUGUGCGAGCGUAUGUUUUUGUGUCAUUUCUUGUUCGGCUCAGUUACAAUAAUAAUCUGAAUGAACCAGCGUAUAGGUUUUUUUUCUGUGUGUUCUGUCUCUUGUGUAUUGUGUUCAAAGUGAAAUAAUCUACUCAAACUUUUUGUGGAGUAUCAAAAAAAAAGGAGUAGCAGUAGCAGCAGUGGCAAAAACUAACGACGGGCUCUCAUCGACAUCGAACCAACCCGCCCAAAAGACCGAAAAACCCAUUCGAACAAAAAGCAAAAACAUUUAAUUAGUCCCCUCGUACAAAAAGAAAAACAACAACAAAGAUGUCGUCAUUAUCCACGAGUGUUGAACAUUUAGCUAGUAAUAACGAUUCACAGACCAACGAUGGAUCAUCAAUGUGUCUGGAGCUUGCUUUGGAAGGUGAACGUCUGUGCAAAUCUGGCGAUUGUAAUGCGGGUGUUGCAUUUUUUCAAGCUGCCAUACAGGCUGGAACCGAUGAUCUUCGAACUUUGAGUGCCAUAUACAGUCAACUGGGGAAUGCAUACUUCUAUUUAAAUGACUAUACAAAAGCGAUGCAUUAUCACAAAUUAGAUCUAACGUUGGCCCGUUCCAUGGAGGAUAAACUGGGUGAAGCUAAAUCAUCUGGCAAUCUUGGAAAUACGCUAAAGGUGAUGGGUCGCUUUGAUGAAGCAGCCAUAUGUUGUGAACGUCAUUUGACGCUAGCGAGACAGUUGGGCGAUCGAUUGUCUGAGGGACGUGCACUUUACAAUUUGGGCAAUGUAUACCAUGCUAAAGGAAAGCACAUGGGCCAAUCAGAUCCUGGAGAUUUUUCGGACGAAGUCAAGGAAUCGCUGAUCAAAGCCGUUGACUUUUAUCAACAGAAUCUAGCUCUGAUGAAAGAACUGGGCGAUCGUGGAGCACAAGGACGUGCUUGUGGUAAUUUAGGAAAUACCUAUUAUUUGCUUGGUGAUUUCGAAGCUGCGAUUCAGCAUCAUCAAGAGCGUUUGAGCAUUGCCAGAGAGUUUGGUGACAAGCCGGCCGAACGACGAGCCAACAGCAAUUUGGGCAAUUCACACAUUUUCCUUGGACAAUUCGAAGAGGCUGCUGAGCAUUACAAACGGACACUAGCACUAGCCAUCGAUUUGGGUGAACGUGCUGUUGAAGCGCAAGCUUGUUACAGUCUUGGUAACACAUACACAUUGCUGCGUGACUUCCCGGUCGCUAUUGAAUACCACCAACGUCAUUUGACGAUUGCACAAGAGCUCGGCGACAAAGUGGGUGAGGCAAGAGCGUGCUGGAGUCUGGGCAAUGCACAUUCAUCGAUUGGAAACCACGAUAAGGCGUUGAGUUUUGCACAACAACAUUAUGGUCUCGCAAAAGACUUGGGCGAUUCAAUUGGAGAAGCCACAGCCAGAAUGAAUGUGUCGGAUUUGCGAAAGGUGCUUGGCAUGCCGGAUCUUCCAUCGGACGACGAAUCAACUGAUAAUAACGAUGUCACAAAUCAAUCGAUGAAAAAUGCAAGCGCAGCUCAGGGCAACAAUACAACACGAGACAGUAGCUCAAGGCAAAUUCGGGUACGGCGUCAAAGCAUGGAACAAUUGGAUUUGAUUAAGUUGACACCGGACGGUAAACGUAACAUCACAAAUCCACACAACAAGGGCGAUGCACAAACAAAUGAGAACAAUGCAAAUAUUCCAGUGGCGCCAGCACCAAAAGCCACCGAAGAAGACUUCUUCGACAUGCUGACACGAACACAAAGCAAACGAAUGGAUGAUCAACGGUGUUCAUUGAAGGUGAUUGGUCAUUCACAGUCCACCACCAGCCGAGAGCCACCCAUUCGAAAGCCCUUGGUGCAACAAAACAGUUUGCCAGCUGUCCCAUCGACGCCACAAUCAACGAAAGAGAAUCGAAAUGCUCUGCUUGAAAUGAUUGCCGAUUUACAGUCGGAACGAAUGGACGAACAACGUGCUCAGUUGCCGACACUACCAGGUCUUGUGCCGUCACCACAAAAUCAGAACACACGACGCAAUCUAUUGAACAAUCAACAAGCAACGCAACGAAAUACAAGCGGUUCGGCAAGUGAACCAGCACCAGACGAUGCAUUCCUCGAUAUGUUGAUGCGAUGCCAAGGCUCACGUCUCGAAGAACAACGAUCGGAAUUGCCCCGCACAAAUGUCACAUUGGAUAUGGAACAAGGUGAACCACCAAAUAAUAAUCGCCGAAAUUGUGUCAACAAUAACACAAACAAUGCCGGCGCAACCGUACCUGAUGAAGACUUUUUCUCGCUGAUUAUGCGAGUGCAGGGCGGCCGGAUGGAAGAUCAACGUGCAGCCGUGCCAUUCAACUUGAACCGAACAAAUAAUAUACGUUCAGCACUGAACGCAGACAAUAACGCGGUCGGAUCAAGAAAAGCAAAAUAGAUUAUUUUUAAGCUUAACAAGAACAAAAAUGUCUUCGCAAAUUUCUAUAAAACUGAUUCUAUUUACUCAAAUAAUAAUCGUCACAAAGCUAAUGCAGUAUACAAUUUCAGAACAAUUUAUUUCCUUUUUUUUAAUUUUUAUUUCAUUCUAAUUCAUUGAAGAUUUUAUUCAAUCGCACUAGAAUUUAUAAUUAAAACAUACAAUCACAUAUAUUUUAGUUCAUUCAAGAAAAAAGAGAAAAAAAAAACGAAACCAUGUAUAAAUAAUAUAUAUGAUGUAAUUGUGUUUGCUGAGUAGAAAACUUGUAAUUUUUUUAAAUAAUUAAAACAAAAUGCCUUCGAAAUGUUAUUGUAAACGAAGGCCGUCAGAUAGAGAGAAUAAAUAUUGAGCAAAAGCGAACAAAUUUUCAUUAAAUUGGUACAAAAUCUAAACUAUAAAGAAUUUUUAUGAAGAAAAAGAACAACAACAAACACACACACACACACAAAAUAAGAUUUAUUUUUAAACACCAACUACAAAGAGAAAUAACAAAUUAUUUAACAAAGAA